AUGGCGACUUCUUCGACUUCUUCCUCCCACCAAGAUAACCCACAAAAGGUCCAAUUCCCGUUGGACUCCGCCGCGUACAAAGACCUCCAAGAAAUCGGCUCUGGCGACAAGGCCGUCGUCGUCUACAAGGCCGUCUGCGUCCCCAUGAACUCUGCAAUCGUCGCAAUCAAGUCCGUUGACCUCAAUCAAUCCGCGGCCGAUUUCGAAAGCAAGCUACGCGAUACCAAGACUCUGUCUCUUUUCCCACCACAACAUUCUCAGCGACCAUUGCUCCUUCACCACCGCCGACCGCCGUCUCUGGGUGGUUAUGCCUCAGGAACAAGUCCAGGCAACAUCAAACCCGGAAACAUCUUGGUUGACUCUGAUGGGUCUGUUAAGCUGCGCCAAUUUCGGGGUCUCUGCUUUCUUUCUUUCUACGGCGCCGAUCAUUCAACUGGGACAAACGACACUUCUGCAACGCCGUAUUGGGUGGCGCCCAACGGAGGUGGAUGCAAGGCGGAUAUCUGGGCAUUUGGGAUCACGGCUCUGGAAUUGGCUCUCGGCGGCCCUCCCGUGUCUGACCUGCCGCCGUUUUUAGAGUCUCAGAUUCUGAAGGUCAAGAACAGGUUCCCGUUUUCCGAUUACAAAAACAUCAUCAAAGAUUUCAAGAACAAGAAGUACUCAGCGGAUUUCAAGGACUUGGUGCGUUCUUGCCUUGAUCGGGACCCGGAAAAGAGGCCUGCGGCGGAGACGCUGCUGAAGCACUCGUUUUUCCACAACUACAGUGGCAAGGAUUUUCUGGUGGGGACUGUGCUUCCGCAUUUGGAGAGCGUUGAGGAGAGGUUCAAGAAAAGAAACAGGGGUUUGGGUGACUUGUUGGGCAAGGAAAAAUAUGAACUAAGGGCUGAGAAUAUGGGGUUUAGCGGAUGGAAUUUCAAUGAGAACGACUUUGUUUUCAACCCGGUUUUUUCCACUGAGUCGUCUUCUACUUCCAGCUCCGAGUCUUCUGGCGGAGGCAAAUCCCCGCUGUCAAUAUUUGCAACGAGGUUGGCAAAGCAUUUAGAGAUUGUGGUGAUGAUUAUUGAUCUGUUGAAGGGAGCAGUUGAGGUGAGCACACAGGAUCAAGUAGAGAUUCAGAGGCUGAAGGGUGAGUUGGAGAUCAAGAAGGAAGAUAUUUUGCAGUUUCAGGAUAACUUGGAGAGGUUUGUUUUGGACCUGGUUAUUCCAGCUUCCUCGUCUUCUACUUCCAGCUUUCCGGCUGAGUCUUCCAACCGCGGCAAUGCACGGCUGGUGGAAUUGCAGGAAAUUGCAAGAAAUUUGGCCGAGCAGAUGGAGAAUGUGCAGAGCAUUAUUGGUCAGUUGGGACAAGCAGAAGAGAUUCAGCUGCUGAAGAGUGAGUUGGAGUCUGAGUACGACAGAUGUGUGAACUUUCAGGUAGAGUUGGAGGUGAUCAUGCAAAAGUUGUACACUGAUGAAAGUGAUUAG
Molecule: messenger RNA, 1464 nt
Organism: Malus domestica (apple)
Lineage: Eukaryota; Viridiplantae; Streptophyta; Magnoliopsida; Rosales; Rosaceae
Source: RefSeq, a predicted model, not a curated record